Messenger RNA from Rhopalosiphum padi (bird cherry-oat aphid), 1089 nucleotides. RefSeq lists its product as uncharacterized. The coding region runs from base 510 to 947 and encodes 145 amino acids. Gene Ontology annotation, molecular function: U7 snRNA binding; histone pre-mRNA DCP binding. Gene Ontology annotation, biological process: mRNA 3'-end processing by stem-loop binding and cleavage. The record is from RefSeq and is a predicted model, not a curated record. Lineage: Eukaryota; Metazoa; Arthropoda; Insecta; Hemiptera; Aphididae. The transcript is spliced from 3 exons. Gene Ontology annotation, cellular component: cytoplasmic U snRNP body; nuclear body.
AUAUCUGUGGACCACAUAUAGAUAAUAAUUUAGUUUAUUAUAUACAUAGACAAGACAUAUAAUAUGUCUAUGAUUAUAUAUUAUCUUAACUGCAUCGAGAUAGAUAACAAUAUUGUUAUCUAUCUCGAUGCCAAACUGUGGAUUCGACUAUCAACAAGUGUAAACAGUAAACACUAAACGACUAUCAGAUUUUUUUACACAAAGCGGCACAGAUUACAGUCGUUAGUCCAUUAACGAAUGUCUAAUGAAGUAUUCACUGUAUUAUUUAUUUUCGUGGUAACGAACUAACUACUUACGAGACUCGGGGAAAGACUUAAGUGUUUUGAACUUGGGUAGUGUAAAUUGUGAUGUUAAAACUUACCAACUCUAAAUAGAUUAGUUUACAUAAGCUGGAAUUCAUAACGGUUUAAAUUAAUCGAAUAUAUCAUUUAAAAAAAUAUUCUAUAAUACCUAUGUAUGUCUGUAAUUUUUAAUUGUAUAAAAAGAUAUAUUAAUUUAAAUAUAAAAUUAUGGAGAGAAAGACUCGUAGGAUGAAAAUGAAGACAGUGGAAAGUUUAGUCUGUUUAGUAAAAUCAGUAGAAAAUCAAUAUACUACUAUUGAUUUACAAAACGAAACUUCUGUGUAUGGACUUGUUAAAGAAGUUGAUUGGUACCUAUUACAUAAUGAUAUGAACGUGACCUUAUGUGAUGUUACUCUUACUGAUCCAAAUGGUAAUAGAUAUUCCUGUGAUAAUUUUUUUUUAAAAUCAAGAUUGAUACGUUAUGUUCAUUUAUCUCGAACAAUUGAUAUAUUUCAAGCUAUGAAAGGCGUAAUUAGAAAAACAUUUCCUGCUAGAGUUAAGAAACCAACAGCUUAUUCCUUCAAGAAAAAGAAAACAAUGGCUAGACAAGAACAACUUAAAAGGGAAGUACAAAAUAUGAACAGUAGUAAAGAUGAUAAAUCCUAGUUAUAUUAUACAUUGUUAAUUUAAGAUAUUUUUUUAAUUGUAGACAUCAGAUAUGAUUAAAAACUAGUUUUUCAAUAUAAUAAUUAUGUAUGUCAUAGUUUGCUUUAAAUACGCUAACUAAAAUAUACAUCUGAAUAUAAUA